AUGGCAACGAAGUAUGAAAACUUCCAGCACUUGGAAAAUGAGGAGAAAAUCCAGGGAAUUAGAAAUGGGUUGCUUCCAAUCCAGUCCCUCCUGCAACGUCUCUGCUCCAAGCCCUACCUCCUCCUGCUCUCCUUGGGCCUCAGCAUCCUGCUGCUGAUUGUCAUCUGUGUGGUCGGAUCCCAAAAUUCCAAGGUUCAGAGGGACGUGGCGACCCUGAGGAGAACUUUCAGCAACUUCACCUCAGACACUGUGACUGAGAUCCAGGCUCUGAAUUCCCAGGGCAGCAGCUUUCAGGAAAUGAUAACAUCUCUGAAAGGUGAGGUGGAGGAUCACAAGCAGAAACUGCAGGCAGCUCAUUCCCAAAUGCUCCUGCGAGUCCAGCAGUUGGUGAAAGACCUGAACUCCCUGACUUGCCAGAUGGUUGUUCUCAAGAACAAUGGUGAGGAGGGUGUGGGGAGCUCCGAAAAGACCUGCUGCCCCGUCAACUGGGUAGAGCAUGCGGGCAGCUGCUACUGGUUCUCUCAGUCCGGGGAGACCUGGCCUGAGGCUGAGAAGUACUGCCAGCUGGAGAACGCUCACCUGGUGGUCAUCAAUUCCAGGGAGGAGCAGAAUUUUGUCCAGGGACGUCUAGGAUCCUCAUACACUUGGAUGGGCCUCAGUGACCCUGAAGGAGUCUGGAAAUGGGUGGAUGGGACGGACUAUGAGAAUAACUUCAAGAACUGGAAACCAGGCCAGCCAGAUGACUGGCAUGGGCAUGGGCUGGGCGGAGGCGAGGACUGUGCCCACUUCCACCCUGACGGCAGGUGGAAUGACGAUGUCUGCCAGAGGCCCUACCGCUGGAUCUGCGAGGCAGGCCUGAGCCAGGCCAGGGAAAGUCACUGA
Messenger RNA from Carlito syrichta (Philippine tarsier), 882 nucleotides. It is a transcript of the gene CLEC10A, whose product is annotated as C-type lectin domain containing 10A. Bases 1 to 882 code for a protein of 293 amino acids. The transcript is spliced from 8 exons. Gene Ontology annotation, molecular function: signaling receptor activity. NCBI's taxonomy places the organism in Eukaryota, Metazoa, Chordata, Mammalia, Primates, Tarsiidae. The record is from RefSeq and is a predicted model, not a curated record.